Amaranthus tricolor (Joseph's coat) is the source of this 2063-nucleotide messenger RNA. Its product is annotated as PTI1-like tyrosine-protein kinase At3g15890. The record is from RefSeq and is a predicted model, not a curated record. Gene Ontology annotation, biological process: protein phosphorylation. NCBI's taxonomy places the organism in Eukaryota, Viridiplantae, Streptophyta, Magnoliopsida, Caryophyllales, Amaranthaceae. Gene Ontology annotation, molecular function: ATP binding; protein kinase activity. The transcript has 4 exons. The coding region runs from base 438 to 1598 and encodes 386 amino acids.
AAUUCAAGUUCAAACUUAAAGUUGUCAGCAUUAUAAUCACAGCAUCAACAAAAGACAAGAGAGAGAGAAACAAGUAAAUUGAAUUCAAAUCAUCUAACUUAUCUGCUAACCCUUAUAGAGAAAAAAUUCCUUCUAAGACAAGUUUUUAUCUUUUUGAGAAAAGGAGAAAUACCCAGAAGAGUAACCAAGAAGAACAACUUAUUUUUUUUCUGGGUUUUUUCUAUAUGAUUUAUAUGGGUUUAAAUUUCUUGGUGGGUUAUUUUGAACUGAAUUUUUCAUAACUAUCAUUUGGGAUUUUCUUUUCUGGGUUUUUUCAUCUGGUUUGAUAUGGGUUUGAAUUUGUUGGUGGGUUUCAUAAAAACGUUUUAAUUUUGAAUUGUAUUUUCCAUAAUUGUUUCAAAGAAGUAGAAAUUUUGGGUGAAAUUUAUCAAGACGAUAUGACUUUAGGGUCUGUACUUUGCUGUGGCAAAGGUUUCGAUCGGAAAAAGAAGGAAGAAAACAAAGAAGCAUGGAGGAUAUUUUCUUUGAAAGAAUUGCAUUCAGCUACAAACAAUUUUAACUACGAUAACAAACUUGGCGAGGGUGGGUUUGGAAGUGUUUACUGGGGACAACUUUGGGAUGGUUCACAGAUCGCGGUUAAAAGAUUGAAGGUUUGGAGUGAUAAAGCGGAAGUUGAGUUUUCUGCUGAGGUUGAGGUUUUAGCAUGUGUUCGCCAUAAAAAUCUGUUGACUCUGCGGGGUUACUGUGUUGAAGGACAAGAACGACUCAUUGUGUAUGAUUUCAUGUCAAAUUCAAGCCUACUAUCUCAUUUGCACGGACAGCUUUCGGCCGAAUGUCUUCUAGACUGGAAACGAAGAAUGAACAUUGCUAUUGGAUCGGCAGAGGGAAUUCUAUACUUGCACCAUCAUAUCACCCAACACAUAAUCCACCGAGACAUCAAAGCUAGCAAUGUGUUGCUCGACUCGGAUUUCCAAGCUAAGGUUGCUGAUUUCGGGUUCGCCAAACUUGUGCCUGAUGGUGCAACACAUGUAACCACAAAGGUGAAAGGCACACUUGGAUACCUCGCCCCUGAAUAUGCCAUGCUAGGGAAGGCAUCUGAGAGCUGCGAUGUAUAUAGUUACGGAGUACUACUGCUUGAAAUUGUCAGCGGUAGAAGAGCUAUUCAGAGGCUAAACCCGACUUCAAACGGUUCAAUCAUUGACUGGGCUAUGCCCUUGGCUUGUGAGGGGAGGUUUAGAGGACUCGCAGAUCCGAAACUCAACGGAAAUUACGUGGAAGACGAGCUGAAACGAUUAGUCCUGAUUGCUCUCAUGUGUGCACAAAAACUACCCGAGAAAAGACCGACUAUGCUCGAGGUGGUAGGGAUGUUGAAGGGAGAAUCAAAAGAUAAAAUCUCCGAUCUAGAAGACAAAUUGUUCAAUAAAUGGCAAUUUAGUGAUGGCAACGAUGAGAUCCGGGAUCAUAAUGCAGACUCGACAUCAGAGGAGAAGGACGUUGAACCCGAAUCUAAAGAUGCAGAUUCUAUAGCCGAGGAGAAAGAUGUAAAACUUGAAUCUAAAGUUGCUGAUUCUGGGUCCGAAGGCGCUCAGGAACGCUGAUGCUGGGUGUUUUUCUGCUGCCUGCAGCACAUUUGUGCUGUAUAUCUUUGGUCUGGUUUUAUUGUCGUUUUCGUGUAGGCUUGUAUGAUGUAUUUUCCAACAUCCUUUUCGGGGGAUCCCCUUUUGUCUUUAGUGUGUUUCGAGUUUUUGACGUUUAUUAGUGUGUGCUUGGUUAUGCAGUAUGCAGUGAGCUAGCAACUAUGAUUGAAACUGUAUAUGAGCUUUGUUGAUAUUCCAUUUUGCCUAUACAAAGUGUAGUUUUUGGCCAUGCCUCACUUUAUUUUAGCUUUAUGGUAUUGUAUUUGAACGUCAAGCUAUGACUUAUUAGGAAGGUCAAAAUGGAAAUCGACUACUGUAUUUUAUGUAUUAAGAACAAAGACCAUUGAUUGUUGGUCUUUUGUUUACUGGCCGGUUUAAUUGGCUUGUACGACAAUUAUUAUAAACAUUUGACAAAAUUAAUUAUGG